Molecule: messenger RNA, 2951 nt
Organism: Aspergillus melleus
Lineage: Eukaryota; Fungi; Ascomycota; Eurotiomycetes; Eurotiales; Aspergillaceae
Exons: 1
Coding region: 90-2951 (953 amino acids)
Biological process (GO): secondary metabolic process; biosynthetic process
Molecular function (GO): CoA-ligase activity
Source: RefSeq, a predicted model, not a curated record
GGAUAGAGUCUCCUGGGUGGAAGGAUGUAUAGGGGCAAUUUAACAGAUGAACAUACUCAGAACUUCUGGACACUCCCUUCUUCAUCACUAUGUUUCCAUCCACCUCGAACGGAGAGACCUUCCUCAAAGGUCACUGUGAUAAUAUUGUCGAUGCCUUGCGCUAUGAAGCAAGACGGAACACGGAGGGUAUUGUCGCCUAUCCGCUCAACGGCAUCAAUGACCCAUCGUCAGCGAAGCAAUUUUCUUACAAAGAUUUGCUGCAUCAAGCCGAGGGCAAUGCCAGUCGACUACGGCAGUGCGGAAUCUCCGCAUCGGGAGCAAUAGUGCUACUGCACUUUGAGACCAACCUCGACAGUAUCAUCUGGUACUGGUCUGUCCUCUUGACGGGUGCCAUUCCUGUUAUUACUGGGCCUGGGAUGUUCAGUCCAAAUGCGGGUGACAGAAAAAAGCACCUCAUUCAUCUUUACAACACACUUGGCGCGCCGAACUGUCUCACACGGGAAGCUCUGAAGGCUCCAUUUACAGAGCAAAGCGGACACAGGCGGAUUGAGUGCUUCACCAUAGAAGAUUUGGUUCGAAAUCCGGUCACCGACGCUGUUCCCGCAUUGCACCCAUCUCCGUCUGACGCCGUCGCUUUGAUGCUCACCUCCGGCAGCAGUGGGCAGGCUAAAGCAGUGCCGCUUACCCAUCGCCAGCUGCUAGCGGCCUUCCGAGGGAAGUCAGCAGUGGCGAAGCUACGGCAUCCUCAAAGCCCAUUUUUAUCCUGGGUGCACAUGGAUCAUGUUGCGAACUUCGUUCAUUGUCACCUCUUCGCCAUCGUAUCUGGGAUUUCGCAAAUUCAGGUUUCUGCUGUCGAUGUUCUAGUCGAUCCGGUGCAGUGGCUGAACCUCCUUAGCCGGCAUCGCGUGUCGCGUACAUUUGCACCUAACUUCCUCUUUUCCAAGCUGCGACGGCAGCUUGCUGCUGGAAGAACCGAUGGUUUAGACGCAGAACUGAAUCUCGAGACACUCUAUCUAGACACAGGGGGCGAGGCAAAUGUUAUUCAGGUUUGCGUGGCGCUUCAAGAGCUUCUUAAACCAUACGGAAUUCCCGAAGAUGUUUUCAAACCUUCCUUCGGCAUGACAGAGACGUGUGCCGGGUGCAUCUUCAACUUUAGCUGUCCCAGCGGUGAUCGUGGGGAGAAUUAUGAGUUCGCGUCUCUGGGCCAGCCAAUGCCCGGGGUUCGAAUGCGGAUUGUCCGUCUCGAUGGGUCCGGGGAGGAAGCUGCGUCCGGUGAGCGAGGCAGUCUGGAAGUGACGGGUGAAGCUAUCUUCAAAGGUUAUCAUAACAAUGAGACGGCUACAGCCGAGGCCUUCACUCAGGACGGCUGGUUCCGAACAGGCGAUCUUGCCUAUAUUGACUCCAAGGGAAACUUGCAUCUAGAUGGCCGAACGAAAGAGAUGAUAAAUAUCAACGGUGUCAAAUACCUGCCUCACGAGCUGGACGCAGCACUGGAGCAGGCUGAGAUUCCAGGCGCGACGCCGAGCUAUUUCUGUUGCUUUGGUACCCGUGAUGCUACCAUGGAUACCGAAGUCGUGACAGUAUUAUACUUGCCCUCUUUUGACGAAGACAAUGACAGGUCGAGAUUUGAGACCCAUAGCAGUAUCAUCCGGGUGGCCAGUCUACACACUCAUUCCCGUCCUCGGGUAGUGCCAUUGGGUCUCCAAGAUAUGCCCAAGAGUACGUUGGGCAAGCUUUCCCGCACAAAGCUGCAAGCAGCUCUUGAGGGUGAUCAAUUUAUCGAACAACAAGCACGUAACGAUGCAGCGAUCAAACGUUAUCGCCAGCAAACACACGGUGAGAUUGAGACGACGGAGGAAGCCGUUGUUCUUGACAUUGUUCGAGACCAGCUCGAGGUAUCUGCAGAGGAUGACUUCGGGGUGCACGACUCAGUACUUGGCACGGGGGCAACUUCUAUGGACCUGGUGGCCAUCAUGCAGCGCAUAAACCGAAAGCUCGGCCUUUGCCCAGCAUUGCGUCUUACAGACGUGCUCAACCACCCCACCGUUAAGGGUCUUGCGAGCCGCAUUGCCGUUACUACCGGGCAGACACCUCACGAAUAUGAUCCAGUCGUCACGCUUCAACCGUUCGGCCAUAAGACGCCGCUCUGGCUGGUCCAUCCUGGCGUUGGUGAAGUGCUUGUGUUCGUCACGCUAGCCCACCACCUCACCGACCGCCCCGUGUACGCUUUCCGAGCGAAGGGCUUCAACGCGGCAGAAGGUGAGACACCGUUCAAGUCACUGAAUGAACUCUUUGAGACGUAUCGCUUGGCCAUCAAGAAGCGUCAACCGCAAGGGCCAUACGCGAUUGCUGGCUACUCAUUCGGCGGCAUGGUAGCUUUCGAAGUCACUAAAUUGCUGGAGCGGGAUGGGGAUGAGGUGCGCUAUUGUGGUAGCUGGAACUUGCCACCGCAUAUUAAAUUCCGUAUGCGCGAACUGUUGUGGGACGAGUGCGUUAUCCAUCUCUUCUACUUCGUCGGCCUGAUGGACGAGGCUACGGCAUAUACACAUAAACCUGCUCUAUGCGCCUUCGAGCGGGAAAAUCGUCGAUUGGACGCAAUCCGCUAUCUCCGUCAGCACUGUGAUGCAGCCCGCUGGGAUGAGCUGGGCCUGCCGGAGGAAUACUACCUCCUGUGGGUCGGCCUAGCUUCAAACAUGCAGGGCAUGGCUAUUGACUACGAGCCUGAAGGCAGUGUGCAUUCCAUGGACGUCUUUGUUGCCGACCCCUUAAGCCAUGUGGCAAAAGAUCGGAAGGACUGGGUCGAGAGUCGGCUGGCGGCGUGGAAGGAUUUUGUGCGAGAGGAUGUUCGCUUUCAUGAUGUUCAAGGGGCCCACUAUACCAUGUUGAACCCGGAAUACGUAGCGAAUUUUGCGAACACGUUGAGGACCGUACUGAAGGACCGUGGGGUAUAG